GACAUUCGUUUCAGUCCUUUUUUGCGCGAACUGGUAAGACAAGGCUGUAGAAGAAAUUUAGACCUGUGAGGGGCGUAUUGUAUGAUUUCACAUUUGCUCUUGUGAAGGUGAACCGAUUUUUUUCCUGUCGGAAUGGCAUCCUCUGGGAACAUUCAGGUGAAGGAGCUGGACAAGCGCGCCUCUGGGCAGGCCUUCGAAGUUCUCCUGAGUCCCACCAGUGGGGAUUCCAAGGGCGAAUUCCCCCUGACCAACCCCAAGAAGAAGGACGUGUCUUUGGAAGAGAUCCAGAAAAAACUGGAUGCUGCCGAAGAAAGGCGCAAAUCUCAUGAAGCAGAAGUGCUGAAGCACCUGGCAGAGAAGAGGGAGCACGAGAAGGAGGUGCAGCAGAAGGCGCAGGAGGAGAGCAGCAACUUCAGCAAGAUGGCCGAGGAGAAGCUCAACCAGAAGAUGGAGGCCAACAAGGAAAACCGCACGGCCAGGAUGGCAGCCCUGAAUGAGAAGUUCAAAGAGAAGGACAAGAAGCUGGAGGAGGUGCGGAAGAACAAAGAGACAAAGGACGACGAAAACUGAACAUGGGAUUUUUUUCAGGGAGGGUUUUGAUGUAUCUAAAGAUCUAUUUUUUUGUUCCCUCCUUUAUCUCUUCAGCCUUUCUCCAAAAAGGCUGGGCAGACAUGGAAAUUGUUUUUUAAUUCUCCUGUUCCUCUGUCCACAUUUACUACUGAUGGGCUUCUUCUUUUGUGUGCUUCACCAUCAGCCUCCGUCUGUUUAUACGCUUUCUCACUGCUUCUGAGCAAACUAAGUAAGCAAAGUUUCUACCCAUCAGACACUGUCAGAGUAGAAAGUGCUUGACUUAACAUUAGCGCCAGUAUAUUAGUCUGCUGUGGUGUUUAGACAUUGCUAGUCGUGCUUCUCCUGCUUGCCUUGCUGCUGUAUUUACUGUUUGGGGAGCUGAAUGCCGAAGUUAGUUUAGUACGAUUUAAAGCACAACUGUUUCUACCACCUUCCAGAGGGGCCUGAUGCUCUGAUGUGGCACAAAGGGUUCAUGCACUUUGGGGCAGGUUUGUGCAUAACUGGGUGACAUGACUGUGUUCUACAAAAUAAAAGUUUGAGAAAAUAA
Brienomyrus brachyistius is the source of this 1117-nucleotide messenger RNA. Its product is annotated as stathmin-like. Lineage: Eukaryota; Metazoa; Chordata; Actinopteri; Osteoglossiformes; Mormyridae. The record is from RefSeq and is a predicted model, not a curated record. Gene Ontology annotation, molecular function: tubulin binding. Gene Ontology annotation, biological process: regulation of microtubule polymerization or depolymerization; neuron projection development; microtubule depolymerization. The coding region runs from base 133 to 570 and encodes 145 amino acids. The transcript is spliced from 5 exons. Gene Ontology annotation, cellular component: cytoplasm; neuron projection.